AUGCGGCCCCUCACCCUCCUAACCACGGCUCUCGCAGGCCUCCUCGCCCCCUCGCUCGCGAGCGCCGCCUCUCUCCAACAGGUCACUUCCUUCGGGGCCAACCCGUCCGGCGCAAAGAUGUACAUCUACGUCCCGGACAAGCUCGCGGCGAGCCCACCCGUCAUCGUAGCGAUCCACUACUGCUCCGGCACGGCGAGCGCGUACUACUCCAACACGCCCUACAAAGGGUACGCCGACACCUACGGGUUGAUUGUCAUCUACCCGGAGUCGCCGUACUCUGGCACGUGCUGGGAUGUCAGCUCGACCGCGUCCCUGACGCAUAACGGCGGCGGAAACAGUAAUGCCAUUGCGAACAUGGUGACGUAUACGCUUGAUAAAUAUGCCGGUGACAAUAGCAAGGUAUUCGUGACGGGGACAUCUUCGGGGGCGAUGAUGACGAACGUCAUGGCAGCAACCUACCCAGAGCUCUUCGCCGCCGGCAUAGCCUACUCGGGCGUCCCCGCGGGCUGCUUCUACACCGGCACCGUCAACGGCUGGAACUCUACCUGCAGCCAGGGCCAGUCCAUCGCCUCGCAGCAGGCCUGGGCUCAGACGGCGCUCAACAUGUACCCCGGAUACAGCGGCAGCCGGCCCCGGAUGCAAAUCUACCACGGCAGCGCCGACACGACGCUGUACCCGCAGAACUGGAACGAGACGAUCAAGCAGUGGACGGGCGUGUUCGGGUACAGCCUCACGCCGCAGCAGACGCUGCCCGGCACGCCGAGCGGGCAGUAUACCAAGUACGUGUACGGACCGAACUUGGAGGGAAUUUACGGGACGGGGGUCGGGCAUAGUGUGCCUGUUAUGGGGGCAGAGGAUUUGAAGUGGUUUGGGAUUACGGGCGGCUCCACGCAGCCGGGAACGACGACGCAGACCUCGGCGGCACCACCGGCGACGUCGACGGCGAGCGCGCCGCCGACCGGAGGCUGCACGGUCGCGAGGUGGGGCCAGUGCGGCGGGAGCGGGUGGAGCGGCUGUACCGCCUGCGCGAGCCCGUAUACUUGCCAGGCCGCGAACCAGUGGUACUCUCAAUGUCUUUGA
Messenger RNA from Colletotrichum paranaense, 1080 nucleotides. RefSeq names its product PHB depolymerase family esterase. The record is from RefSeq and is a predicted model, not a curated record. Gene Ontology annotation, biological process: carbohydrate metabolic process. The transcript is spliced from 3 exons. Gene Ontology annotation, molecular function: cellulose binding; hydrolase activity. NCBI's taxonomy places the organism in Eukaryota, Fungi, Ascomycota, Sordariomycetes, Glomerellales, Glomerellaceae. The coding region runs from base 1 to 1080 and encodes 359 amino acids. Gene Ontology annotation, cellular component: extracellular region.